AUGUCCUGCCAGCAGAGCCAGCAGCAGUGCCAGCCCCCUCCCAAGUGUCCUCCCAAGUGCCAGACCCCAAAGUGCCCUCCAAAAUGCCCCCCAAAUUCCGGGGGCUGCUGUGGUUCAAGCUCCGGGGGCUGCUGUGGUUCAAGCUCUGGAGGCUGCUGCAGCUCUGGCGGUGGUGGCUGCUGCCUGAGCCACCACAGGCCCCGCAGGUCUUUCCGUCGUCAUCGUCACAGCUCUGGAUGCUGUAGCAGCGGGGGCAGCAGUGGCUGCUGUGGCAGCAGCGGGGGCAGCAGUGGCUGCUGUAGCAGCAGCGGGGGCAGCAGUGGAUGCUGUAGCAGCAGCGGGGGCAGCAGUGGAUGCUGUGGCGGCAGCGGGGGCAGCAGCUGUGGUGGAAGCCAACAGUCUGGGGGCUGCUGCUGA
This is a messenger RNA of Chionomys nivalis (European snow vole), 417 nucleotides long. Its product is annotated as late cornified envelope protein 1C-like. The coding region runs from base 1 to 417 and encodes 138 amino acids. The transcript has 2 exons. The record is from RefSeq and is a predicted model, not a curated record. Gene Ontology annotation, biological process: epidermis development. Lineage: Eukaryota; Metazoa; Chordata; Mammalia; Rodentia; Cricetidae.